AAUUUUAUCACUUUUUAUCACCAGAAUCAAAAAUAUUGUUCUUACUUCUUUCCUUCUUCGAAAUUGAAAGUGAAUUCGGGUUUCUUCUAUUGUUGGGAGGAUAAUGUAAAAAUGUGAUGCAUACAUUGCAAAUUUUUCACGAAAGAAGGAUCUUCCGAAUGUUAGAAUUAUAUAAAUAAGCUGGAAACAUGCAUUCCGACGAUUACAGAAGACUUCAAGAAGAAAGAUUUUCGAAUAAUGACGGAGCAUCGUUCUUGGAGAUUUUUUUACUGAGUCAAUUACCAUUUGUGCUUUCUUUAUUUUCAACCACUGUUACAUCCAAGAUUCGUGGAUCAUAUUCAAUCAAUAAUCUAAGUCUUGAAUUUGCGUCCAUUUAUAUUCCUCAAAUUCUAUUACUAACGACUUUGUCGGAGUACUUGAACUUAUUUUACAUACUACUUUGUUUCGUUAGUUGUACAGCUUUGUUAUGCUUAUACUCAACGAUGAACGUCAAAAAUGCUCGUUGGAUAUUGAAACAUGUUACCGUGGAGGAUUCCAAGUUACCAUGCAUUACUAGUUUUCGAUCGAUAGUCAACUCGUUUUCCAUUAUUUGCAUUUUGGCUGCUGAUUUUAAAUGCUUCCCGGAGAGAUACUUGAAAACCGAAAUUUAUGGAUAUGGUUUAAUGGACACUGGCGUUGGACUCUAUGUGAUAUCUAAUGCUUUCACUAAUUCUCAUUUCACGAAACAAACUACCAAAGAAAAGGUGAAAAUUUUUCCAUUUAUACUGUCUACACUGAAGAAAGUAAUGCCUCUGCUCAUAAUCGGUGUGGGCAGAUACAUUGCCACUGCUGCUGUUCAGUAUCACCAGAAUGUUUCCGAGUACGGAGUGCAUUGGAAUUUUUUCAUUUCUUUGUCGGUUUUGGCAAUCUUGAACGAGCUUCUUAUUUUGUUCGUAAAUAGAAUAAACACGGUGUAUGUGCUAAUUGUAAUUUCAUUGUCCUUACACGAAUUCAUGUUGUAUGCUGGAGUGAAAUCUUGGGUAAACGAUGACCCUUCUCGAGUUGGAUUUCUUGCCAGUAACAAAGAAGGUAUUUGUUCUCUUCUAGGCUACGAGGUGAUUUACCUCUGCGGUAUUGUUAUUAAACAUUAUUUACCUCGAAAAGGAGAUAAGUUUGAAAAAUAUUUUUCUUCUAUGUACAAAUUCUUAAUAGCAUUUAUAGUUUGUACUAUUUUUACAAUGUUGUCAGAAUAUACCUUCGGUGUAUCUAGAAAAUUUGCCAAUUGCGGCUAUAUUUUUUGGAUCAUCAGUCUUAGUUUAAUAAGUUUGAUCCAUGGUGUAUCGCAGGAAUUCAUUUUGUACAUAUUUAACGUUACUUCACUAAAAAAUGAGAAACAUGUCUCAGUCAUUCCUUUAAUCAUGGAAGCUAUCAAUUAUAACGGUCUAGUUUUUUUUCUAGCUGGAAAUUUGUUAACUGGCGUUAUUAAUAUUUGUGUACCUACUUUAACUGUAAAUUCUACAAAUGGUGUAUUAAUUCUAAUUUUUUAUAUGUCCUUAUGUUGUUAUUCAGUGAUAUGUUUAUAUAAAAAGAAUAUACGUUUAAGAUAGUAA
Planococcus citri (citrus mealybug) is the source of this 1589-nucleotide messenger RNA. Its product is annotated as phosphatidylinositol-glycan biosynthesis class W protein-like. Gene Ontology annotation, molecular function: glucosaminyl-phosphatidylinositol O-acyltransferase activity. Bases 189 to 1586 code for a protein of 465 amino acids. The transcript has a single exon. Lineage: Eukaryota; Metazoa; Arthropoda; Insecta; Hemiptera; Pseudococcidae. The record is from RefSeq and is a predicted model, not a curated record. Gene Ontology annotation, biological process: protein localization to plasma membrane; GPI anchor biosynthetic process. Gene Ontology annotation, cellular component: membrane; endoplasmic reticulum.